Messenger RNA from Paramecium pentaurelia, 1743 nucleotides. The record is from the annotation of a GenBank genome assembly. Lineage: Eukaryota; Ciliophora; Oligohymenophorea; Peniculida; Parameciidae.
AUGCUUAAUCCACAAUAAUUCCACAUCCAAAAAAAUAAUACCUAUUAAGGAGUCCAAAUAUCAUGUAAACAACACAAGCAACCCUUAAACUCCAUAGAUCUAUCAUUGAUGUGUGAGAUGUAAUCUAGAAUGAAAUGUUCUUAGUGUUAGUUAGAUGAAAAUUGUAUUCCUAUAUCUAUAUUUGGUAAUUUAUGUGAGAAUAUCUAUCAAAACAUUGAAUAAAAUAAUUUUUAAGCAACUCACGCAAUCUAAUUGAAAUUUUAAAAACAAAUAGAAGAAAUCUAAGAGUUACUUCAAUAAUUAAACAAUAAGUUAAUGAAGAUAACAUCUUUUUAGAGAUUUUCUUAAAAUAAUCUUGAAUUAAUAAAUAACUUUGUUAAUUGUAAAAAGAAAUUAGAAAAUGAAAUAUUAAAUGAUUCUACGAACACUUAUUAAUAAGAUCAAAUCAUAAUGAAGUUUGGAAUCUAAGAAUUUUAAUAAUUAGCAGAAGUAUUGUCAAAACAUACUAUUCUUAAUAAAUAAAACUUUAAUUAUACCCUAAAAUUUAAAGAUAUUGAUGAUCAAUAAUUAGCUGAAUCAAAUCAAUAUUUUGAAUUCAUAUAAAAUUUGAAAUAAUAGAUUCUCAACUUUAAAUAAGAAAAUGAUAUCAAAAAUGUAGAAAAUAUAUAAAAUUAAUAAGUUAAUUAAUUAAAUGGACAAAUCAAAGAAACUUUUAAAACAGAAACUAAAAUUUAGAGAAUACUUUAAAUUUAAAAAAGUGAAAAAAUGUUUUUGAAAGAAAAAUGUUCAAUAGCUGAUAUUUAAUUAAAUUAUGAUUAAUCAAUACUUUGUAUUAGAUUAAUGGAAUCAAAAAAUUACAUCAGUUUUUGGAAGUAUGAUGCUGAAAGAAAAAAAUGGAAUUUUUGGACUCAACUUUAAUGUUAUAUACAAAGUUUGAUAGAUUUUAAAAUGAGUAGAUUAGAAAAUGCUUUUAUAACAUGUGGUGAAGAUUUUAGAUAAAACACAUUCUAAUUCUCUAAAAAUAUUGAGAAUAGUUACUCAAUUAAAAUUUGGAGGAAAGAAGCGGAUACUUGGAUAAAUAAGCAAAUUUAUAAACCAAUUGUUUCACAAGGACAUGGAAUAUCAAGAAUAUCUUAAGUUAUUUUUAGUAAAUCUGAGAAAUAAAUUUAUUAUUCAGAAGGAAAUCGUCUUGUUUUAUUAGAAUUAAAAGGAUAAAACUAUGAAUUUAAAUUUUAAUCAGAAAAAUCAAGUGAAAUAAUUACAAGUUUAGAAAUUUCAAAUGAUGGAAAAAUAUUAGCUGUAGGAGCUUUUGAUUAAAAAGUAAAUUUAUGGAGAAUUGAUGAAGCUAAAUUAAUCUUAUUUUAAUAAUUAAAAUUGUACAAUAGUCCAAAAAGAAUUUUAUUUAGUUAAAAUGAUUAAGAUUUAAUAAUUUGCACAAAAGAUGGCUUAGUUCAUUGUUUUAAUAAUAGUGAAUCAAAAUAAAGAGAAUAUAAAGAAAAUUAAAAGAUUUUUAAUAAUAAUGCUAAAAUUAGAACUAUUUAAUUUAAUAAUGAUUCAUCAGUAUUAGCUAUAGGAGGAGAAUCUAAUGUACUUUAAUUAUGGUAGAAAGAUCAAUUAAAUUAAUGGAAAUGUUAUAAUGAAUCAAAAUAAGAUAAUUUCAUAGAGUCUAUAUGUUUUUCAAAUGGUCCAGAUUAUAUUUAUGCAUCAAACAAUAAUGAACUAUAUAUACAUCAUAUAAUUUGA